UAAAGUAAAGCCAAGCCUAGUUUUGAAGCUAGGCUUAAGGCUUUGUUUCGUUUUGGUUUUKGUUUUUUGUUUUUUAAUGCUUUUGUUUUUUGUUUUUGUUGCAGGCCCAAGACUCGGUCAGUGUACGCACACCUGAAAAAGUGACAAGAAUAUUAAGCGUAAAUUCUGACGAAAUGAGAGUGCUUUAGAGGAAUUCAAUGCGGAUUGUUCAGGUGAUGUCACAAGAAGUUUAGCAACCAUGGAAAUUCAAGACCGGACAAAGUGUUUCUUGUUCGACAAUCUUAGGGUAGAAACUAUCCGUCAACUUCAAGCUUAUAUCAAAGAUGGAAAGGGCACUCUAGCUGAGCUCAAAGAUCGUUAUCGUACAUCUCUCCAUGAACUCACUGAAAAUGAACGAGAAGAAAUCAAUACUGUAGAAAAGUUUGUAGAAGCAUUGAAAGAACAAGGUGCUAUCAGAGCAAACGAUGUGAUGUUAUUAAGACUCUUAGCUGAGGAGAUUGGAUUAGAAGAAUUGAAGCAAAAAGUUGAGGAAUACGAAGCGGAUUGUGCAGGAAUAUUCAGGAGAACACUCAAUGGUACAAUGAUACAUUUGAAGACUCUGGUUUCAUCAAGAGGAGUUCAAAUAACUAUAGCAGGAGCAAUCCUUAUGAGAAUAUAUGGGAACAAUCCUGAAAGACUGCUAAACCUUCAACCAUUUGUGGAGUUUGCGGCCGAAUUAAUUGAUGUUGUUAGAGGCUCGAUUGUUUUCGUCUUGAAAGUCUCAAGCAUUUCAUCAGUAAAACGGCUAUGGCAGAGCUACAAGGAUGGGUCAUUGAAAGAAAAACUGAAAAAAUCCCUCAAUGAGAUGGAAGAAUUGAAGGAACUGAGCAAAGGAGAAGAGAUUGACGUGGAGGUUACAAUAGACGAGGAAGAAUACCAUGAAGCUCUUUAUAAUCUUAUCCUCUUCGAUGUAAAAGGUAAAUCAAUGAAGGAUGAUAAAAGUCAGCGAAGGCACUCAGUAUGCUGUGAACGAGAUGUUCCUGUAAAAG
This is a messenger RNA of Actinia tenebrosa (Australian red waratah sea anemone), 1028 nucleotides long. RefSeq lists its product as uncharacterized. The record is from RefSeq and is a predicted model, not a curated record. Gene Ontology annotation, molecular function: protein binding. Lineage: Eukaryota; Metazoa; Cnidaria; Anthozoa; Actiniaria; Actiniidae. Gene Ontology annotation, cellular component: cytoplasm.